Molecule: messenger RNA, 3910 nt
Organism: Anarrhichthys ocellatus (wolf-eel)
Lineage: Eukaryota; Metazoa; Chordata; Actinopteri; Perciformes; Anarhichadidae
Gene: adm2a
Product: adrenomedullin 2a
Exons: 3
Coding region: 285-800 (171 amino acids)
Biological process (GO): adenylate cyclase-activating G protein-coupled receptor signaling pathway; positive regulation of heart rate; regulation of systemic arterial blood pressure
Cellular component (GO): extracellular region
Molecular function (GO): hormone activity
Source: RefSeq, a predicted model, not a curated record
GGAGAACUUGAUCUUGACCAGCACGUUUGGAUUCAUAGAGGGGAAAAUUAAAGUCACAUUCUGAGUAGCAACUACCAAGAAGGUUUCAUCUACAUUACCCACGGCCAAACUUGGAUAUUUAAACCUCAUAUCAACCAUUUUUGGAACUUUUUUCUUUUUUGCCUAAUUAUUUGAUCCCCCUUUUUAUUUUAUCCCCCCCACACCUUUGGGAUUCAACCCUCGCCCGGUCCGUGCGGUCGUCUCCUCCUUCCCAGAGAGGGUGUAGAGUUAACGUUGGCCCGGAGAUGCAGUCCCUUCUCCCGCUUGCUGUGUAUUGCAUCAGCCUGGUUUCCCUCCAGCAGCCGCUGGUUCAGGCGGCAAAGGAGGAACCCGACAGCUACAGGCUGGACCUCCUCAACAAGCUCAUAGACCAGAGAGAGGAUAAAAGCUCAGUGUCAGGAAGCCAGACUGACAUCGUCGUCCCCUCCUCAGCCCCUAGCCGAUCCCCAAAAUUGCUUCCCGGUUUCCUGAGACACCAACCAGCUUCAGGAAUGAGAGCAGCCUCGCCAGGCCUGGCGUGGGCACGUCCCGUUGGUACCUCACAGAUCGAGCUGAGGGCGCCAAGAGCUCGUCGCCAUGCCCACUCUGGAUCACGUAAUGGUCACCACUAUCCCCAACAUGCCCAACUGAUGAGAGUGGGUUGCGUCCUUGGAACCUGCCAAGUGCAGAACCUCAGCCAUAGGCUCUAUCAACUCAUUGGCCAGAGCGGCAGAGAAGACUCGUCCCCCAUCAACCCCAGGAGCCCCCAUAGUUAUGGAUGAGUUAGUUGAUACCCCCAAACACGAGUCUAUCUAUAUCUCCAUUUAUUUAUCUUUUAAUGUAUUACUGGUAUUCUUUGCAUUAGAGUUUGAUGUAGUCCAUAACUUCUGUUUAUCUAUCUCAAAAUGACAAUUAUACUUCCCAUAAAAGACUGUCAUGGCUCUCUACUUUUUCUGCUGAUUGAUGGAUUUGAAGAUUCAAAUUCAAGAUCAUGACCGACUGAAUCACUUUUAAAACCCCCAAUUUGAGUUCUCCAACCAUCCUGAGAACUUUUGCCUUUUUAAGGACGUUCAAAUCUCAUCAAAGUAUUUUUGGUUCUCCCUUCUGAACGCUCAAAAGAAGGUCUCACUUUGACGUCCUAAUCCUGUUAAUAUUAGAAUGAAGGCUUGGCCUCAACACCAUCCAGUGACCUGGUCCUGUCUGCCAACUGACCUCUCUGGCGGUGGUUAUUCCGCAGCUCAUUGAUCAAACACUUAAGCCCCUAAUGUGGAUUUCAACCUGCACUCAGAGCCGGGGCCCUGUCAAAACCAAUGUAUUCCCAGAGACCCCGUAAAUGACCCAACAAACCCUUUUACCUCUCUUUUUUGUGCCCUCUCUUUUUGUCAACAUUGCAAUUCCCAGGUCUUUUCACAACUGGAUAUAGAAUUACAAUAUGAACACUGACAACCCUAGAAUAUUCCACGAGCGUUGAGUUGAACGGGGAAUUCGUCACUCAGCAGGAGCUUUGUGUUUCAGGACCAGAGUUUACAGUCGAAACCAGCCACAGCACUUGGGUUACACCCGAGUUGAAGAGCAUUCUGAGUCAGGACUUGACCACAUAAACUCCACAAUGAACAUGAGAAAAAAGAGGUUGAGCAUCCAGUGCCUUGGACAGAAUCAACACAGAAACUCUCGUCCCAAAGGAUCAGUUUCAGUGUUGCAUUAUAGUAGCCAGUUGGUCAGCACAGUAGGGGGUAAAGUGAGCCUUGGAGCCACCACUGCUGGCAUUUUCCCCGCCGGAGGCAGGGUCUGAAAUAUUAGCUUUUUCACGUGAUUCAUAAGUUCCCCUUGCAAGUCAGGACUUUGGGUUGACAGUUUAAUAAAACUGACCUAAUCACUUCAGGCAUAUAUACAGCCACAACAGGGGGGGGGCUCAGUUUCCCAUGGUCUGCAAACUUAAUGCUAAUACAUAACUAUAAAGAGCAAGUCAUGUGAAGUUCACAUCGCCUUGAAGUUCGCAUAUAUUGAAGGUCAGCUUCUCCAAAAGAAUAUAAAAUCCCUGUACUUUGCAGCAUAUUUUGGGUGAUUUUCCAGAGUAACAUGGAUUCUUAUUCUGCAAAGAAAUGUUGCUGCUGAGCUCUUUUGAAUGCCAUUUUUUAGUGCUGUGACAAAAUCCCAUUCCCCUCCAUUUGUAUUGGGGAGAAGGUAGAGAUCUCUAAAAGUGAGUCCAACAGUGAUGUUGCAGAAAGGUGGAGAAAUACAGGUCAACUCUUCCUACAUUUCCUACAGGCAAUACUUGACAAGACAGGGCACCCUUGUUGUUCACAUGUAGUAUGUUAAAGGGUUAAAACUAACCCCUGAGACGACUGUUACAUUGCGGGUUUCUUAUGGGACACCACAGCGACCAAAAUGUUCAGUGUGCCCAAUUUCAAAAAUACAUGCCCUGACAUUUUCCUCCUCUCUAUGUACGCUCCGGCUCUGAAAUGGUGGGUGGGCGAUGGACUGAGAAAAACUGAGGUCAAGCGCUACUCAUUAAGCGUGCUUAAAUUUGACAGGCCUUAAAGAAAUGCAACCAUAUGUAUAAAAGGCACAUUUUUUGGCGAGAAAUGUAAUUAUAUGACAUAUUUCCAUGCUUUUGAAAAGCUUUUAUUCCAAGACUGUACUAUAUGGCAGCUUGGUCCUAACCUGCAGAGUGAUUGGUAGUAGGAAUACAGUCAUUUAGAUGAUCACAUAGUAUUUUACCCUUUGUUAUAUAAUUUCACAAACAUGAAAAUUGUCUAUUCCUUAAGAGCAUUAGUUUAAACUCACCAAAUACCUGGCAAUACUUGACAAACCGAACGACUUUACAUGUGACCUACAUCAUAUAAUAAUGUGUCCUUUUAUAUCUUAAUCUGUGUCUUCUGAUUGUACUUGGGUGUCUUUCUUUUUACAUUUAGUUGUCUUCUCUCCUCCGUCUGUAAUCGUGGAGGUCACAGGGUAAUAAUCUGUGGUUCCUUGGUCUUAAAUCUAAUCUGUUCAAAGGCUUGCUGAGGUCAAACAUGCCAUUCUCUCUGCUGUAACCGAGCUAAUCAAUGUCUCGUGACGGAUCAUUAAAAGGCUUUUCAAACGCUGAAAAAUCCUGGUGGACCUCUCUGCUUUUUAAUAGUGUUCUAUUUCACACACACACGUGACGUGUGCGUGCGUAUGUGUUGAGCUGCUUGUACGUAGCCUAUCAGGACACUUAUCUCCUGUGUUUGAACUGUGCUCUGGACCAUUUUGCUCCCAGUCUUGUUUUUUUGUCUUUUUUUACAUAGUAUGUCUCUGUGACGUCAGGCAUUGCGUCACGUCCAGUUGUGGUGAGCAAACUGUGCACGACCGCGAAUACCUCCCCGUAAAAACACCUCUUUUGUUUCAUGGCUCUGUGUUGCAAAGAGGAAUGAGUGUAGAAUGUCUUUGUUAGUUUUGUAAGAUAGUGUCGAUCCAGGUCGAUCUCGGUAGCUUUCUCUCUGCUGAUUUCCUCCUUUAGGGUCACAGGAAAGCACUUUUAAUGCAAACGCAUGUGUCGAUAGUUUCCCUGAAAGUCCCCCAUUGUGAUGAACUUGUGAAAGUUGGACACGGUUCCUCUUGUAAAUGUUGCAUUCGAGAUUGUCUGCGAAUGUGUGUCGAAGAUGUCAGUGCACUCCGUGUGGCGUCAUGAUGAUUGUGAACGUCGCGUGCGCCUGUGAAUGAACAUAAAUAUAUAUAUAUAUAUAUAUAUAUAUAUUCAGCCAAACUAUUUAAAGAAAGUAAUGUAUUUAAGUUAUCUUUGUAUGUUAAUAUCUGUAUGUCACCAAAGACUAUUUAUCUCACUUAAACGUGACCGUAUGGUAGGAAAUGAAACUGUAGUUGAAAUGUUACUGUUUGUCAAUGUCCUUCACUCUGUAAAAUAAAGAAC